UCGCUUUUCCUCAGACAUUGCGUCUCCUUCUUCGUCUGAAACCUUCUCUCUCUCUCUCUGAAAGUGUUAUUUUUCUCAAACCCUCAGUCCGAAACCCAGAAAAUGGCUCCUAGAGAAAGACUUGCUGACCCCAACCCGACCCACACUGCCAAAGAGAUCCGGUACAGAGGCGUGCGAAAGAGGCCAUGGGGGCGCUACGCCGCUGAGAUUCGUGAUCCCGGCAAGAAAACCCGCGUUUGGUUGGGCACUUUUGAUACGGCUGAGGAGGCGGCCCGUGCUUACGACGCGGCAGCAAGGGAGUUCCGUGGCGCCAAGGCCAAGACUAAUUUUCCGGCUCCGUCUGAGCUUCCGAACAACUUCAGCCAUAGCCCUAGCCAGAGCAGCACGCUUGAGUCUUCCUCGCCACCGCCAGUCGCUCCUCCGCCGCUAGAACUUUCCCUCGGGACACUUACUUCCGGCGGCGCGUUGGGGUUCCCGAUCAUUCCAGUGGCUCGUCCCGUCAUGUUUUUUGACGCGUUUGCUCGGGCGGACAACAUGGUGGCAGCUACUGGCCGACGGGAGAUUUGCGGGUUCGAUUGUCCAGUGGCCGAGUUCCCCCGCUCCGUCUGCGAUGGCGGUGCCCACAGUGACUCCGAUUCGUCUUCCGUCGUUGAUUAUGAGCGCGCUUCGCCACGAACAGUCCUAGAUCUCGACCUUAACGUUCCUCCUCCGGCGGAGGUUGCCUGAUCUGGCGGCGUUUUGAAGAUCCGACGAUUUUUCAAUAUAUUACUUCUUAAUUUUUUUUCCUAGUAAUUUUGAGAAAAAGGAAAGAAACAAAAAAAAGGUCUUUUGAGGAUGUAGGCAACAUGAAAAGAAAGUAGCUGACAUGCUAGGAUUUGAUGACGGUAAUCCAGACGUUGUGUAAAUAGAUGAUAACAGAAUCCCUUUUUUGCAACUUGUGAGAACUUGUGAAGAGUUUCUCACGGUUGUUUCUACCAUUACUGUUCAUCUUUAUAUGUAUAAUGGGAAUUGAUCCAUCUUUUUCCA
Messenger RNA from Prosopis cineraria, 1026 nucleotides. RefSeq names its product ethylene-responsive transcription factor 4-like. Gene Ontology annotation, biological process: regulation of DNA-templated transcription. Lineage: Eukaryota; Viridiplantae; Streptophyta; Magnoliopsida; Fabales; Fabaceae. Gene Ontology annotation, molecular function: DNA binding; DNA-binding transcription factor activity. The coding region runs from base 103 to 726 and encodes 207 amino acids. The record is from RefSeq and is a predicted model, not a curated record. The transcript has a single exon.